Molecule: messenger RNA, 852 nt
Organism: Caenorhabditis briggsae
Lineage: Eukaryota; Metazoa; Nematoda; Chromadorea; Rhabditida; Rhabditidae
Gene: Cbr-grd-12
Product: Protein CBR-GRD-12
Exons: 5
Coding region: 1-852 (283 amino acids)
Source: RefSeq, a predicted model, not a curated record
AUGUCCACUCUAUUGCUGUUUUUAUUACUCACCUGUAGACUAGCAGAUGGAUGGUUCUUAGGAAUGAUGGGAGGAGGAUGCCAGAAUAGAUGUCCAACAUACUCUGGAUAUUAUCAGAAUCGAAGUCCUAAUCCGUAUGCACAACAGCCAGCACAAUAUGCUCUUCCACAAACUCCUCCACCAAACCAAUACGCCACAGCUCCAGCAAAUUACGGACAAUCUCCUCAAGCUUAUCCAGUUGCUCCUCAACAUGCUAUUCCAAUGAAUUCGUAUGCAGGAGGACAGUAUGCGGUUGCUCCAUCAUAUCCAACACCUCCACAAUAUCCAGUAGCGUACCCAACACCUCCAGCAUACGUUAGACCUCCACCGCCGACAUACGUCCGACCACCUCCUGUCUAUGUGACGAUUCCACCAACGACUACUACUACAACUACACUUCCACCACCAAAAUGCUUCUUGAAUAAUCAAGGAUUCAAGUGUUGUAACAGACUUUUGGAUCAGUACUUGGAUCAAGUAGUUACCAACAUGCAGAGACCCUCUUGGCAGAGAUGUAACCUUCAAAGAUUUGCCACACAACUACAGGACGAGGCACAAGGACUAUUCAAUCACUCAAUGGAAACUGUUGUUGCCAGUGGUCACAUGGAAAAUCGCGCCCAAUACAGAGGAGAUCUUUACUGCAAAAAGAGAAGCAUGGAUGGAAAGCUGGUGGUACUUUAUGGGUCAGCAGUUCCGUAUGCCUUGGAAAAUGGAGUAACUCGUCCGAUGAACGAAGACGAGCUCCGAAUGGCAAACUAUCCUGCGAAAUACGACGAAAUUGGAACUUAUGAUGGAACGGAAAAUAUUUGGACCUAG